This is a messenger RNA of Fraxinus pennsylvanica, 315 nucleotides long. Lineage: Eukaryota; Viridiplantae; Streptophyta; Magnoliopsida; Lamiales; Oleaceae. The record is from the annotation of a GenBank genome assembly.
AUGGAUAUCCCUGAAAAGCUUCUCAAGUACAAACUCCACAUCCUUUCGGCCAUUACUUUAUGCUCAUCCAUCGUUUUUAUCAUCUAUCUUGCACCUAGAGUUCUCGAUAUUAUUAAGUACUUUUGGCCUCUACUCGUCUCGACGGCGCUCUUCCUCGUUGCCGUAUUUAUUUUUGGUCGGAUUUCUCCUCCACCGGCAUCAGCCCCCGAUGAAAAAGCCGGAGAAGGAUUGUUGGACUACGUUGCCGGUCAGCCGGAGCAAUUACAUGCUGCCGCCAUACAAGAGCUAGGAGAAGAUAGUUUCAGAGCCCAAUAA